Dentiscutata heterogama is the source of this 986-nucleotide messenger RNA. The record is from the annotation of a GenBank genome assembly. Lineage: Eukaryota; Fungi; Glomeromycota; Glomeromycetes; Diversisporales; Gigasporaceae.
AAUGGAAAGAAAUUAAAAAUCUCGAAGUUAUAGAUAGACCGAAACUUGACCCUUGUCACAAGGAGUUGUUAAGAAAAUAUACUGUUAAUAAUAUUAAAAAAUUAAAAUCACUUCUUUUUGAAUUAUUUAUACCUGAUGGUAAAGAAUAUAAUCGGAAUAUUCUCUUCUGUCUUGAUUAUAUAAAUAAUGCAUAUCGUGGAAUUUUACGUUUAUGGGAAAUGGAUGAAAAUCCUUUUGACUCCUUAAAGCUAGAAGGAUGGUUCGAAAUGAACGUCUGGGGCCGACUUAUAGAUCCCGCAUUCGAUAAUUUAAAUAUUGACUUAAUUCGUGGAGAAGGAAUGAGCUUUGCUUCUAGUGAAAGAAAGAACAUUCAAAGAAAAAUUAAUGAUCACAAAAAAUUUGGCAGAAAAGGUGAUGGUGUAUUUAGAUUACACAAAGGUCGUUUAGAAUUCGGUGCAAUUGAAGCUGGCAAGAAUUGGGAAGAGAUAAAUGGUACGAAAUAUAUGUCCGAUUCACUUAAAAUAUCUAAGAUGUUAAAGGAUAUGCUAGAUAAAUUAAUUAGAGAAUGUAAAAUGAAAGAAAAUCUAGUAAAAAAACUAAAAGUAAUAGGAAUACUCCACGGUGCAAACAGGUUGCAAGUCUUAACUAUAGAUCAUCCUGAAGGAUACAUCACUCGAAUUAAUCGUAAUAAUGUUCAAGAAGUUGCCGGUAGAUUAACAAACUCCAAACCACUUGCUCUGGUAUUAAAAGAGGUUUUAUAUGCACGAUCUAUUAUCAUUGCAACAAUGGAUGUAAUUGAUAAGAAAGAUGAUUUAAAGAUCGAAACCUUUCUUGAUAAUAGUGAUGAUGGAUAUCACACACCCCCCACCAAUAUUACGACGAACACAUUUACAACACCAAAUAAAUCACGUACAAAGGAUAUGAUUAAUGAGAUAAAAAAUAGUGUUAAAAUAACAAUACCAUGUUAUGAUCGGCAAUUAUUUUGA